GUCGAAGCACUCCGCGACCCCACCUGUCUGGCCGUUUCAGAUCAUCAACCUCACUUGCUGCGUGUCGCCUCGAACUCUCUAGCAUGCCAACACCAGGGCCAUGGAUGAACGACUCCUCAGCAAUGCAGCUGUCUCCAACCCUUCGCAAAAGCGCUCUGCUGAGGAGAUACCGGGAACCAACCGCCCAAAGCGCGCAAAAUACGCCUCUGCCGCGUGGUAAUCUUGUUUCUUUCCAUUGUCAUACUUUCGCUAAUCGAAAUCAGCACUGAGUGCAAGAGAUGUAAAGUCAAAUGCAUACAACUUGACGAUGACGCAUGCUGCCAGCGUUGCGCAACCAUGCACAUUCCCUGCGUUGUUGUUCAGACCGCCAUGCAGGCGACGAAAGAUAAAAAGAAGGAGAGGCAAAGCCAUUAUAAGCAGCUGAGCGACGACGUCGCAUCACUGCGUCGGGAGCUGACGGCGCUGACGGCAACCGUGAAGUCCCUCUUGGAGCGGGUUCCAGCUCAAUCGUCUGUCGCUGACUGCCGUACUCCGUGUGCGCAGCCUACAUGCCGAGUCUACAAUAGUACUACUUCCCUCCGGAGUGUACAGCCAAGGGAGCCGCAAUUCGUUGGGCCAACACGGUCUGCCUUCAGCUUUAAUAUUGCCGAGACGGCGCUCACUCGUAUGGGUAUCUUAACAGAUCAACAUAUGUCCACAGCCCAGUCGUCAAAUGCUUCCUCACGAGAGCCAACUCCAGAGCCAUCACCAGAAGUUCCCGCGGCAACGUUUUGCUCGGAAUCCGACUGCCUGCUCAGCUUUUCUGAUGUUGAAGUUGCGCGACUCAUCGGCGUUUACCAAGAGGAAGUUGUCUGUUGCCACCCGAUCCUUGAUACCGAGUUACUAGUGUUGAACUUUCCACAUAUAUUAGAGCUGGCCAGGCAUCCUGAUCGCAUGGAGGACAUCUCACCAAAAGUUCACACCAAAGACGUACACAUGCUUAGAAUAGUUAUAGCAACAGCGAUCACCACUGAGCCUCAGGGGAAGGCCGAGCUCUGCGACAAAUUGAUCACCGCUGUGGAACAGGAUGUUGGGAGCAUAUCGAGUACUUCUGAAGUUGAACUGAAAGAUAUACAAAUUAUGGCCAUGCUAAGCAUCUACUUCUGCCAUAUCGAAGAAGAGCUGUUCGCUUGGCGUGCAAUUGGCCGAGCUGCUCGCCAGUGUUUAGAGAUGGGUCUCCACCGCAAGCAGAGUCUAUUCAAACACUUCAAGGAUGCAGACGCUCGCAAUUUCGCUAUUCAGGUCUUCUGGGUAGUUUACGAGCUCGACCGUCGAUGGAGCUUCGGCACCAGCCUUUCCUUUGCACUUGAUGAUCGCGACAUCGAUCCGAAGUUGCCCGAACCCGACAGCGAGCAUUCGUAUCUCAUGUGCAUGGUCAGUUACGCAAGACUUUGCUCUAGGGUAUGGGAAGCGUUGCCACCAUAUGGUUCCUCUUCACAAGGGAUACCGAAAGAAAAGGAGGACUACUUGGAAUUUGUCACUCAGAACUGGCUUCUGUCGAUUCCGGAAGAAUUACAAUUCCGGCAUCCCCGCCUAGGGCUCGCGUUGAGGGCUCAGCCUCGGAUACUGCACCGUCUCCGGACUCUGUGUUAUCUCCGCGGCAAUUAUAUGCGCCUCCUUAUCCAUCGACACCAUGUCCUGAAUCCCGACAACAUCAAGGCGGAUACGCAAAGUGCGCGUCUAGUCGUUGAUAUCGCCAAAGAUAGUAUCGAGGUGUUGGUCCACUUGAACGGAACGAGCGAUAUAUACGUUCGCCAACAAUCUAUAUAUCAUUUCUAUCUGCUGAGCGGUCUUGCUAUCAUGCUUCUCGCUGUCUGCCACGCCCCAAUCAUGUUCUCAGAGGCAUGUAAAGACCCUUUUAUGUCCGGCGUGGAGCUUGUCAAAGGCUUCUCCCGCCACAGCUCCGCUAGUCGCAGGCUGUGGAAGAGCAUUCGUGGUCUUUUGCCCGUCAUUAGGUCACUCGGCGGUCAAGGAGAUGCAGCUUUUGUGAAAAAUACUAGUGACAUCACUGAGACCGCUGCUCAAAUUUCUGAGUCAUGGGAGCACGACCAACAGCAAGACAGGGCCACUGCAGAGACCAUUUGCGAGCCGCACAGCCUUUGGACGGACAACAACCCAACCUUCAAUGGAGACUUUGGCACUUCAAUACCCGACGUAUUUGAUUUGAGCAACAACCUCAUGGACCUAUACAAUGCUUUCGGCUCAACCGGUACGGCUCAGCCGAUGCAGCCAGAAGCUGCAGCCGGCAACUUGAGUGGACAAGGUCCUUCCGGGUGGGAGACGGAGGAGAUUUCGCGGCACUUCCAGGGCCUCAUUUGAAGGCAGGGGCCUACUGGAGUAGCAAUCUGGAUUCUUUUUAUCCCGAGUUCAGCUCGAUCUGCUUUAUGCCGCCCCGUUCGUUCUGCUGCGCCGCAACGCGUCGCUUCAUUACGUUCGCAUUCGGUGAGGGCGGCGACCGUCGAGCCCUGCGAACGACCUUUUGAAUAUGCUGCCUUAGCUCUGGUGGAACGGUGACUAUUCGGCGCCCUGGCGGUGGUGUUGCGGGACGGUAUCCCCGCAUGCAGGCUGAAUCCCACUAGGGAUCCGCCAAGGUGUAGUGGGUGUAGGGAGAUUGACCACAGGUUUAAUUCAUGUAAAUUGCUACAUCCAGCUGAGUUAGUGCGUUUUGGUUGAGAUAAUUGAUUUUGAAAAUUUCCAGUAGGGUUGGGCGCGCAGCUCGGGCGGGA
Messenger RNA from Penicillium brasilianum, 2765 nucleotides. The record is from the annotation of a GenBank genome assembly. NCBI's taxonomy places the organism in Eukaryota, Fungi, Ascomycota, Eurotiomycetes, Eurotiales, Aspergillaceae.